This is a messenger RNA of Fonsecaea nubica, 1257 nucleotides long. RefSeq lists its product as hypothetical. Bases 1 to 1257 code for a protein of 418 amino acids. Lineage: Eukaryota; Fungi; Ascomycota; Eurotiomycetes; Chaetothyriales; Herpotrichiellaceae. Gene Ontology annotation, molecular function: mRNA binding; U1 snRNA binding. The transcript has a single exon. Gene Ontology annotation, biological process: mRNA splicing, via spliceosome. The record is from RefSeq and is a predicted model, not a curated record. Gene Ontology annotation, cellular component: U2-type prespliceosome; precatalytic spliceosome; U1 snRNP.
AUGACGGACAAACUGCCUCCCAAUCUCCUUGCUCUAUUCCAACCCCGACCUCCCCUCCGCUACAUCCCUCCUCAAGACUCGGCCCCAGAAGAGAAAGCUCUCAAGAAAUCUCAGCUAUCUGGGAUAGCCGCAUUUCUUCCGCAGCUAGAGGAGUACAAGGCGACCGAUGUGUACGAAGCGACCGAGUCAUGGCUGCAGCAGCGCGAUCGCAAGAGACUCGAGAAGAAACUGCGCCAGCAAGAGAUCGAACAACCCGACUUUCAAGGCUACAGACCAAAUGAAGAUCCAAAGAUCAAGGGCGACGCCGUCAAGACACUGUUCGUCGGCCGCUUGAGCUAUGAUGCAAAAGAAGCAGACCUGGAGCGUGAGUUCGGCAGGUUUGGUCCCAUCGAAAGAAUCAGGAUCGUCAAGGAUGAGACAACCCCCAAACCCAAGAAGCCACACAGAGGGUAUGCUUUCAUUGUCUAUGAAAGAGAAAAGGAUAUGAGAGGUACUUUCUUCUACGCAAACCCUUCUGCCCUUGACCCUUCUUUUCACACCAAAUAUUCAAUGGUAAGAUGUGCUGGAACUGACCUCGAGAUCCCUUACAAUUUUACAGCUGCCUACAAAGAAACAGAUGGUCUCCGCAUCAAAGACCGGAGAGUCGUUGUCGAUGUUGAACGUGGCCGCAUGGUCCCGGGUUGGAGACCUAGGAGAUUUGGCGGCGGUCUUGGUGGACGAGGAUAUACCAAGCAAGCCCCUGCAAAGCCUACAUUCGGACCGCCGGGUGGGUAUGGUGGCGGGUUCAGAGGUGGCUUUGGCGGUCGUGGUGGCUUCCGCGGUGGUGGUUUCCGCGGCGACCGAGGGGGCUUUGGUGGGCGAGGUGGCAUUGGGUAUCAAGGAGGGGGAGGCUUUGGCGGACGACAAGGUUACCAGAAUGGACCUCCGCCCCCCAAUGCACCCAGCGGGCCCGGUGGGAGAGGCGGCUAUGGCGGAGGCUAUGACGACCGACGCAAUGGAUAUGGUGGUGGAAGGGACCAACGCGGCGCAACCGGCAGCAACACCGAUCCGCUCGGAGGACGAGAUCGUGGAUAUGACAAUCGAGACAGAGAUCGUGACCGCGACCGUGACCGAGAUCGAGACCGUGACCGAGACCGCGAUCGAGACCGAGAACGUGAUCGAUACGGAAGCAGCAGACGAGAAGACGACUACGGCUCGAGAAAACGACACCACGAGAACGACGGGUAUGACGAUCCCAGACAACGCAGAAGGUAUUGA